Messenger RNA from Dromaius novaehollandiae (emu), 735 nucleotides. RefSeq names its product yippee like 4 (gene YPEL4). The transcript has 5 exons. The coding region runs from base 1 to 681 and encodes 226 amino acids. Lineage: Eukaryota; Metazoa; Chordata; Aves; Casuariiformes; Dromaiidae. The record is from RefSeq and is a predicted model, not a curated record.
AUGGCACCCGCCGGUGCCCCCCCACUCACCCACCCCCUUACCGGAGCGCUCGCAGAGCCCUCGCGCUUCCGGCCCGGGGGCGUCUCUAGGCUGCGCCGGAAGCCGCCCCCGGUUUCGGGCCCGCUUCUCGCCUGGGGGGGGCCCGGGGCCGCGCCGCCCCCCCGCGCUCGGCCGCGGCGGGACGACGGCUGUGAGCGCCCUGCUGCGCUGCUUCCCCUGCGGGCGCCUGUGCGGGGGGUGCGCGGCGCCGCCCCCCCCGCCGCCGCCGCCGCCCUGCCGCCCCCCCCCGCCGCCGCCGCCGCCCGCCGCCGCCGCGCGCCGCCCGCCCGCCGCCUGCCGCCGCGCACCUUCCGCAGCUACCUGCCGCGCGCGCAGCGCACCUACAGCUGCGUCCACUGCCGCGCGCACCUGGCGCGCCACGAGGAGCUCAUCUCCAAGUCCUUCCAGGGCAGCCACGGCCGUGCCUACCUGUUCAACUCGGUCGUGAACGUGGGCUGCGGCCCCGCCGAGCAGCGCCUGCUGCUCACCGGCCUCCACUCCGUGGCCGACAUCUUCUGCGAGAGCUGCCGGACCACCCUGGGCUGGAAAUACGAACAAGCCUUCGAGAGCAGCCAGAAGUACAAGGAGGGCAAGUUCAUCAUCGAGAUGUCCCACAUGGUGAAGGAGAACGGCUGGGACUGACCCCCCCCCGCCGCCCCCCCCCGCUUUUGUACCGCAAUAAAGGCUUCUUUUCUA